AUGGAGGACGCGGAGGGCGGGCUCAGCUUCGAUUUCGAGGGCGGACUCGACGGGAGCGCUGUCGGCGGCCCCGUUUAUCGCUCCGCCGCCGAUGUCGACUCGGCGUUGGACAACGCCGCCCCACAUGGUCCUGAUGCGGCGGCGGCAGCGGUGGCGGGGUCGCUGGAUCCGGGAGCAGGGCCGGGCGGGGGCCAUCAUCCGCCCGGCGGGAGGAGGAGCUUCCGCCAGACGGUGUGCCGGCACUGGCUGCGGGGAUUGUGCAUGAAGGGGGACGCUUGCGGGUUCCUGCACCAAUACGACAAGGAUCGGAUGCCCGUGUGCCGGUUUUUCCGGCUGUACGGUGAGUGCCGGGAGCAGGACUGCCCCUACAAGCACACCACCGAGGACAUCAAGGAGUGUAACAUGUAUGUUGCUGGUCUGUGUGCCUUUGAUAACCUUAGUCUCGUUACUAUCCUUGUCUGUGUGCGACUUGAAUUGUUUCUGAAUCGUGGCAAAAGUUCAAAUUCCACUUUGAGUGAGAGAUUUUAUCUGGUAAUUUUUUUAUUUUGUACCUCGGGUCUCUGGAACUAUGUCACGAUCUAUAUAUGGCCAAAGUCAAUUUCCUUUUGGUUGAGAUUUUCUAAACUCUACGUCUCAUGUAUCCAUUUUUGUUAAAGUGGCAGAUAGGGUGGUUGAUGUUUCAAUUAGCAAGCAUAUUUUACCAUGAUUUUUCGAUCACUAUCCUUGUCAAUGCAGGGUCGACUGAUGUCUUGAGAACUCCGAGGGUAGGUCCUAGUGUUCUGGCUCACUGUUAGCUUGACACUGACUCCCCAUUUGUUGAUUCCUGAACUCGAUGCCUAUUGUACGAUAAAAAAAUUCUAGUUGUUGCUAGUCUACCGAUAUUGGUAUCUACUGUAAAUCAAUAUAAAAAUGCAAGUAAGCGCUAGACAUGAAAUUGAGAAACAGGGUGAGAUCUGCAUAUGGUAGAUAAUUUCAUGGACAGAAGCUCAGAGAUUUAUGACAAAGUGUAAUAACUUCUUUAGUCUAAGAGUAAGAUAAAUAAAAAAUUCGGAGUAGCGUAGUGACAGUAUUCCGUGGCCUUUUGUAUUGUGAUACAGUUAAAAACUUUCUCAGGUCUCCUUCUUAUCCUUGCAUGGAUAAAAUUCCUUUCAUUGUUGGAGAAAACUCAGGAUAACAGUUUGUGUCCCAUCAAUCCGUGUCACUUGGAUUUUUACAGGGUCAACGCCAAUCUCUCUUCCCAUUAACGUCAUGAUGCAGUUCCAUCCCAAUGAUUGUAUCUUAGUUACCCUCGGAUUUUUAUUUUAUGUCUUCUUAACCUCCCACCACCCAACUGUUCCUAAGUGGUCGUAUAAUUGGUAUCAAAAGCUUUCAUUCAAGCUUGUGUUAUUCAGCGAAUUCAAGCAAUCAUGUGAUGUAUUCCACCUCGCACAGCCUGUUCCAGUUUUGUUUCCAAACUCAUUACCUAUUUCUAUGAUAGAAAUAAACUUUUUAAAAAUUUCAAUCACAGUGAUCUCAUGUCUGCCUGCUAGCACUGUUAAUAUGCAUGCUAUGUUCUUUGAACUUGGAUUUCAUGCGUCUUGCUGUUUCCCUCUAAGUUGAAUUUCUGCUUGAAGCUCUUCUCUCAUAGCAUAAUUUUUGCCUUUCUCACCAUUCCGAUGAGAGCUCCAUGUUGAGCCUUGGUGUUACUUCUCAAAUUUUGCUCUCUUGAGCUAACUGUGAGCCAUAUUUUCAUUGUGUGUUCUCACCAUAGUCUUGAUUCUUUUAUCAAUAUCUUUCAGGAUAUUAAUGUAUAUUUUUAGUUUCUUCUUGAAAUUCCACCAAAUUGGCCUUAUGGGGGUGCCGUUGUAUGACUUUAUGAACUAAUUGACUGUGUGAAAAUUUUCGCUAUCUUUACUAAAUUUAUCACUUAAAUGUUAUGAUGCAGUGGCACAUAAAUCAACUAUAGUUCUUGAUGACCACGGAUGUGUCUUUAAUCUCUUUCUGGUGAUAUUUCCAGUUUUUGUUCAUGGUUUAUAGCUAACAAUGAGAGAAAUUCUGGUUGUUGAUAUGCUAAUUGCAUUUAUUAAAGUUGGUUAAGACGCUUGAUCUCUUUUCAUCUAGCAUACGUUGAAGAUAAUUAAAAAAGCGCCGCUAAGAUCUUCAGAAAAUAAAUUCUAGUUUUCAAACAUUUUCUCUCUUAUGAAGGCCUACACGGUUGAGAUUCCAAAAGUUUGUUGAAUGAUCAUGGAUCAACCAGAUUUAUGCAUAAUUAUCGUGGAAUUUUUUUUAUUACUUCUAUAUGCAUGCAUAAGUAAGAAAUUUGUUUAAUUCCUCUCAUUUACCUCUUAUGUGAUACCUCUCAUUGAAGUCCUAUUUUUGCUCCUCCUUUCAAUGACUGAACUUAACUGUUCCUCAAUGCACGGAAUGGGUACCCAGAUGGAUUUUCUUUCAGGAAAAAAGUGUAGUUAUUGUGGAAGGGUUUUUUCUCAUUGGCUUCUGAUGCUUGGGAAUUCUGUGGAUCUAUUUGGUUAACGAAUGAGUGCCUGGGUUGAAAAAAAAAAGGAAGGGCAAAUGAGAGGAAGCUCAGAUUAAUUGAUGAGUGAAGGAACCUCAUAUUCCGUCCAUUUGACCCUGGCAUAGGGAGGCUGCCCUGUGCCGUUUGAUUGGGGACAAUCAUUUUCUGCUCUUGUUUCUUCAUUUUCUUUUGACUUGGUGAAAUUCUCUGGUUCUUUUAUUUUCUCUCCCUUUUGUGCCAUUAGUACCAUUACUGAUCAAGAGUUGGUUAUGCCUUCCUUUCGGUGGGCCUGGUUCCCACUCCCACUGCCAGAUAGAUCAUUAAAUGAUUCAUUUUUUUGAUUGAUUAAUUUUUCGAUUUUUUUAGGUCUCUGUUGUAUAAGUUAAGGAAUUGGAAAGUUGUUUUUGGAUGUGGGUAGUUCUAUGAAUAUUCAUCAAAAUUAAAUGAUAAAAAGGAUCUGCAUGCAUAGUUCCAAUAUGCUAUAAAAAAUUCUCUGUACAUAAUGUUUCUGUGCUGAUGUUUUGAGGACUGUAUUAAACGCCCAAUCCUUACAAACUGGAGGGGGAUCUCACUACAAUACGCCUUAACCUGGAUUCUCGUUCCACAAACACUAAUGGCCACUCCUUUUGCUGAAUGACUAUGUUUCUUGAGUAUCUAGCUGGUACUCUAGAUCCAUAUCAUCAAACAAACGUGUGCAAGAUAAGCCAUGAUGUUUGUUGACCACUUUUAAUCAGUCAUUUUGAAUGAUGUUAUGUCCUCCUUUGAUCUUCCUUGGGGAUGCCAUUGAAUACCUAUUUUAUUGAGUUGCUUAUGGCAAUUCUCUUGUGAAGGUGCACUUCUGAAUAAAUUCUCUGAGUAGUCAUUGUGGUCCUUGUUCAAUUUACGAGUUAUGAGGAGAAACAAUUGAACAUAGUUUGGGCGUUCUCUACAGUGGAUCCAAAAUCUUAUUUAUUGGGGAUGUAGAACCCCAAUGUUGAGAUGCCGCCUUGUUCACUGUGUCUAGUGUUGUGAUGGAAUAAGCUUAACGCACCAUAAAUUUUCCUCCUCUUUUAUAUAUCCAUAUGCUUAGAUUUGCUUGCCACAAUUAUUCAGUUAUUAGAAACUGAGAAUUGCUUCAAACUGUUUGACUGUUCCUCCAUAAAAUUUAUUCUGGCAGUUGUACUCUAUUACAGAGAGACAUUGUGGGAUCCUGUAAAUUUCACAGUUGGCUCUCUUGUAGUACUCUCAUUCAAUCGCUUCUCUUUAUAGCUCCUAUCUACAGGUUCUCAACUUCCUCAGCCACUUAUUCAAUAAUAUCAAAUUGAAAUUGUCAAUGACAGUGGUGCCGAAUCUUGUGUAUACUUCCCCAGCUGAUAUCAUGUCACCCUAUACACAUGCCUCCAUUCCCAUACCAGAAUAAUCUUCUCUCUAUCAAUUUCAACGUCUUAGCUAUAAAUUUUGGAUUCCUCUACAAGAUAAAUAUUAGAUUGCUAAACUUGACAGAAGAAUCUCAUACAGGAGAAUAAUUUUCUUUAUACUCUGAUAUCCUUAUUCCCACUCUGCAAAAGUAGUAUCAAAUCAGUUCAUUGUAAUGUAUUCACCGUAAACGUCACUUCCAGGUAUGGGAUUUGAAAGUCCCUUACAUGUUUAAAUGACUUCCCAGUAAGGUGCUAUUCAACAUACGGUUUUUUUCCGUUUUUAGUUGUAGGUAUUACAUGCAACUGAAAGCACAUUAUUGACUUAUGUUGUCAUUAAAUUGCAGGUACAAGCUGGGCUUUUGCCCAAAUGGUUCUGACUGCCGGUACAGGCAUGCAAAACUGCAAGGACCUCCUCCUCCUGUGGAGGAAGUUUUUCAGAAGCUUCAGCAAAUGAGCUCUUCUUUUGGGCCUUCAGGUAGAUUUUUCCAUGGCAGAAAUGUGGGCUAUACGCAGCAAGGAGAGAAAUCCCAACUUCCAUCAUUUUCUGGGGCAAUUAGCCACGCCACUCUUUCAAAAUCUGCGGGUACACAUGGGCCAUCCAUUCAACAAUCACAACCACAGUUGCAGCCGCAGCCACAGCCACAACCACCACAGCCACCACAACAACAACAUUUACAACAACAUCAAAAUCAGCAUCCUCAACAACAAGUUAGCCAGAGUCAGUCACAAAAUCUUCAAAAUGGUUCGGCAAACCAGCCAGUCAGAACUGCACUGCCACUUCCUCAAGGUCAAUCUAGGUGUGUGUGGAGCUUCUAGAUGAAUAUUGAAGUCAUGUAAAGCUGUCUCUGUCAUUUUUCUUGACAUGCUUUUCUAAAGUAUAAAAAAUGAACUGUACUUUGUUUUGAAGAAGCUGGAUAGUUUUUCACUUUUCUUUUGAUGCGACGACGAAUAUACGGGGAUAUUAAUAUUAGUAUGAUCUCAUCUGUGGACCUUUUUCAUCUGGCGAUACUAUUUGACUUUUGUGCAGCCGAGUUUUGAAUAAAUCCCAUGAGACGGAAUCUUAAAUUAUUCCAGGCUGAGAAAUUUUCUCUGUAGUUUACUUGAUAUCUGAAUUUCAUGUUGUUGGGAUACGUGGAUGUAAUGUGUAGUCUCUGCUUGUAGUUUUUCAUUUCUUUAUCAUCUUGUGACAUCAUAUAAAGGGAUUGAAGGUCCACGUUGUUGUCCUUCACGUCGCUCAUUUAAAAAAUAUAACAUAUCUGAUCCUAUGAUUUGAUGGAUAUUUGUGUACAGACAUUUGAUGGAGAAUGCCGAAUGUUUCUAACGCUGGUAUUCUAGUUGUCAAAACUUUUGCAUAAAUCAUUUCAACAUACUGGAAAAUUAGGACGGGAUUUGAAUUCUUCGAAAAUCUGCUGUCAACCCAAACAUUUUGUAAUUCCUUUUAUUCUGUCAUUUACUCAAGGAGAAGGGUAUAUGUGUAUUUUACCUCUUAUUUUAUUUUAUUUUUAAAAUAUUCUUGGUGUCUAACGUGUCUUUCUAAAGAACAUUUGCAACCGUGGGGUGGACGGUACGAUGCAGUACUAUCCACUUUCGGGUUUAAAAGAAUGUGUGUUCGUUGUGACACUUGGGCGCUCACUUCUGAUAUCAUCAAAUAUUGUGGAGACACAAUUCAAACGUCAUUAAGGUCCAAGUGUUUUUUAUACUCAGUCCUCUCCUCCAAUGAUUUUAUGAUGGAGAAACAUAACUAUGGUCAUAGUCAAUGUGACUUGUCACCAUAUGGCAUUUGAGCCUCCAACAACAUAAAUUGUUUUAGUUCAACGUUGUAGCAAAAAAUUCUGAAUUAAGGAUCGACAAGUUAUCUCGGGAGUAAAUUGCUCCUGAUUUCAUGAAUGAAAAAAAAUUGGUUUGCGCAAAGGUACAUGAUGCUAAUGUUAGAACUUGAUAUGGAAGAUCAUAAUGUGUCCUAGCCGAGAGUCAAACAUUUUGUUUCCUAGUUGCUGCACUCAAUGGGUCUGGAGUUUCAGGAAGGUUAGAGUUGAAACUUUCUCAUUGAUCAUGUGAAUGAGGAUAGAGUUUCUGGCCUAUGAUUACUAUGCUGCCAUUUAAUUCCAAUCUUUGAUUGAUCAUGGUGUAUUAUAUGAUUGGGCCAUUGAUGUCUUGGCCUCGUAGUAGAGUCACUGUAGCUUUCCAUUUGUAUUAUGCGGCUUCGUUUUGGGUUUAUGAGAGGGUUUGAUAAAUGAUAGAAGUGCCUUCUGACUGGUUCUCACAUCUUGAAAUAUGGAAAAACAAGGUAUUUCAUUGUUAAAAGCUGCAAUCGGGAGAAUCUCGAACUGUCAGUUCAGCAAGGUGUCUGGGCGACACAAAGAAGCAAUGAGGCUAAACUAAAUGAAGCUUUUGAUUCCUCAGAGAAUGUUAUCUUGAUAUUUUCAAUCAACCGGACUCGUCAUUUCCAGGUAAUCAUCUGUUUGGUCUACAUUAAUGCACGUGAUACCUUCUCUCCAUGCAGAUCUUUCCACACUGACUUUUAAAUGAAAAUGUUUGUUUCCUAUUGCUUAUCUGGACAAAACAUGUAAAAGUUUAUUCGUUGCAAGGCAUUAUUUAAUGUAAAAAUUAUUGUGAUGAAUUCUUAGGGGUGUGCAAAGAUGACGUCUAGAAUUGGUGGUUUUGUUGGUGGAGGAAACUGGAAACAUGCUCAUGGGACUGCACAUUAUGGUCGUAACUUUUCCAUCAAGUGGCUAAAGGUAUGGUGCUUUUGGACUUUACUCGCCAAACUGCUUUUAUUUCUAGCUAAUGACUUUUAAUCAAUUUUCAAUGCCCAAGGAUCCUGAUUGGCCUUGUAAACCAUUGGAUAUAUGUUUUUUGAAGUUCAUGCGGUGGUGGCGAUAAUUUAUUUUCCUGUCCUUUUGUUGUCGUGAUUUUGUGUUGUCACAACAAUUGGCAAAGAAAUAUUGGGUGAUUAUAAGUGCUCUCUCAUGGAAACGCUAGUGGGUUUUUGUUUUAAACGAUUUGACUGUUUAUUAUAAAGUUUCAUGCAUCUUGACAUGAUCAGAUGCAACUGUCCAGGGAAUUUUGUGUGAAAAGUCUUUAGCUUUCUUGUCUUUCAUUGAUAUGAAUGCUUAUUAAGUUUCUGUUUGUUUGUUUCGUGGGGAAAGAUUGUUUCUAUCAGUGGGAAAAAAAAAAUAAUCAUGGAUUCUGCUUGUUGCCAAAAUAUGGUUUCGAAUUUGGUAUCAAAACUUGCAUGCUUGUGGAGAACAAUUAAAUAUUUUUUGUGUAAUGUUUCCCAACCUUGCUGUGGAAGGGUUUUCUUUGAGUUCCUAUCUUUACUUAUUGCAUUGCUAUUAUACGAUGUAGUUUAGUUGUCUGGAGCAUAGACUUUUAUUUCAGUAAAGUUUUGAAUGUUGAGAAUUUUGUUCAUGAACAAUAUUUAAUCAGUUCAUUUUCUUUCAAUUUCGGUCUUACAGGAAAUUGCUAAUAUUUUAAUUUGUUGUUGGUUUUGUCUGAGAAUUAUUUCUUUUGGUUUAGAUUUGGCUCACGACAUAGAUUUAUGGGCGCUUUUGGUUUUGAACAUCUAUUGAUUGGGUUUUCUAUUUGCUUGCCUCGUCUAGGAUGAUUAUCGUUCAUGCAUAUGGGACACCAAAGGGUCUAUCCCACCUCCCUUAUCAGGACCCCUUUAUCUUAAAGUUUUUUUUUAUAAAUCUACUGUGAUUGCUAAAAUUUUGCUGUCUUACUUGCCCAUUACUAAUUCCCUCAAUUAGGAUUGUGCCUGAUUAUGAUGAAUUAUAGUGUUGAAGAUUAUUUGACAAUGAAAUUAUUCCUUUAUAAUUCAAUAUUUUUACCUUGUAUGCUUAUUGAUCAAAGUGUUUGACAUGGCAGUGUACAUAUGCUUUUCUUGUAUUAAAACUUGUCCAAGUUUUGAAAUGUUUUCCAAUUUUCCAAUUUUUUUCAUGCUUGUAAACAAUUUCUAUUGACAUCGCAAUUUAUGUGGAACAUUUUCUAUAUGUAAUUUUUUAUUUUGUUUCAUAGAUAAGUAUAGUAUCAUGAGGUUUUUAGCUAACUGCAUCAUCAUUUGUUGCAGCUCGGUGAAUUGUCUUUUUAUAAAACUCGCCACUUGAGGAAUCCUUACAAUGAGAACUUGCCAGUGAAGGUAUAUUUUAUAUUUUAUGUUAUGUCGUUUUUCAUUGCUUAAAGAUCAGAUGUGGGACAAUUUUUGCCUCGUGCAUAAAGAAAUGGAGUUUUCUAUGUUAUUCAGUAGACAUCUCCUUUCUCCUUUCUCCAUUCAGUAGACACUUUUUCGCCUCGUGCAUGAAAAUGUGUGGGACGAAUCCGCCUGUUGAUGUUCUUACCGUACAUUAGCACAUAACAUGAUAGGUGCCUGAUGCUAUAGUCCUCGUGAUAUAAUCUGGUGGUUUUCAUUUUCCUUUUAAUGAUUAGUGAUGCGAAUAAAACAUAGUACUCAACCUAUGAUGUAUUACCUCACGCAAUACAUAUUAUAUACUUAACCAACAUUUUGGUAUAACUCUUGGUAGAUCUGUCUGAUAGACUCUAUGGACUACUUUUUAGAAAUCUGGGAGCUUUCUGUCAACCAGUUUAUGUGAUUUAUUAGUCCUCUGGGUUCUAUCAUGUAGCCAGGUGGGACUGUGAUCAUUUAGUUACCACUACCAAUUGCAAGCUGGAUAGAGUGUGUAGGUAUAUCGAUAUCUAUAGACCUCUGUGUCUGUUAAUCCAUAUGAAUAUAUAAAGCUCACCAUUAUGUUUCUGUAUUCACCUUUCGAAAAAGUUGCCGGAUGAAAAUUCCACUUUUCGGAGUCGUCAGAUAAGCCAUUAAGUUAAUGGUACAUGUGAUUUUUUUUAGACGUAUUGGAAAGCCGAAGUAUUUUUCACCCUUUGAAGCAUUUUCAUUGAUGCUUUUUGUGCAAAUACUUCCCGAAACAAUGUUUCUUGUCUGUCCUCACCACGUGACAUUUGUACAGAAAUGCUCUUAUUUGAACUUUUUGUGACUGUUCAUGACCACUGUACUUCUCGUAAUUGAGGGUAUUUGCUAACCCCGUGGUGAAGUUGACAUUUUCCUAGUUUUCCCCUAACUUGGAAAUGGUUUUAGGGUGGAUAAAAGAGUGAGGUGUGGCCGACUGAAGGAGGGGACACUUCAUUGCCACAGUUGAGUGGUGAUGUCUUUGUUGCUACCAUUGUCAACAUAUGUCUGAUUAUUAUUGGCUGGAUUUAAGACGAUUAAUCAGCUCAGUGAAGCCAGUUUGAUGGCAACUAUACAAACAAUUGGCAGGAGGGAAUUGAGAAAUUUGAUAUCAUAAUUUUACCAUCUUUUCACUCGGCCCCCGCCCAUCCCUCAUUUGUUAUGGCUGUGAGACUGGGCGGACGAAAGACGUUGAAGGGAAAAUGAAGUGGAGUGAUUGCAUACUGACGGAGAUGUUGCCUUUCUUUUUCCUUCCUCCCAUUUCUUGCUUCUCGUAGCUCAUUUUUUUCGCUUCAUCUUCUUUUCUUCUUCCUCAUGAUGCAGCCUGUCUUCUUUCUUCUCCUCCUUUCAUCCUCUUCUACUUGGUGAAAUCUAGACUGCAUUUUGUGAUGUCACUUGUCAACCUUUGACUGAAUUCUUCGUUAUAACUCUUCUUGGAAACUUAUGUAUUUUAUUGUCAUCAUCUGUAAGAGGCAUCUAAAAAUUCAGCAGAAUCAAACAGAGAAAUUGAUAUCUUUGAUAAUCAAACAGAGAACUUGUUCUCUUCUCGGACUUACUACAUUUUCAUGAAGUUGAUAUCUCUCGUGCUGUUUUUUUAACUAUCGUUCUUCUCAAAACCUUGACAUAUAUUAUGACAUGGGUUUAUUAAUGGUUAUAUAUCCAAGGGGUUCCAGACAUGAUUAAUUUAUUUGGAUUCAAUAGUGGACAUGAAGAUUCUGGAUUUACAAUGGAAGCACAGAAAGGGUCAUAACCGCGUGUUAGAAGAGCAGCAAAUGUGUUGUAAUGCAAGAUGAGGAAGUCAUUAUUGGAUACCCUUUGCUCACGAGUAACCUAGAAUGAAGAGAUGAUGACGUUGGGGAUAUUAUGAUUCUGUAUGAGGACAGAAUUCAAAGCAUACAAUUUAUGGCAAUGAACUUCAGAUUACAAAUGCGUCGUUUAAAAUAAGUUAAUUUUUCUUGAUCCUGUCAGCAGAGUGUUCUUGAUUGACGUGAGGAGGUGAUGAACAAAACAUUUCUUGAUAAUUGUGCAUGCGAAGCUAUAUUAAAAACUCAAACAUUUUCCUUUAUAUAAAUGAGUCAUGGUGCUGAUGACUUAGGUUGAGCUUCACGAUAUGCAUUGUUCUCAAGAUCAACUAAAUGAUAAUUCCAUGUGGAUGGAAUUGCAGUUGAAAAAAUAAGGGUCUUUUCUUCGAAUUUGCGUCAGUUUGGUGCAUGUUUCCUAGCAUAUCCAACGUAGCCCUUGGCUUACUUUCGUUUUUUACAUGCGAUUGCAGAUUAGUCGAGACUGCCAGGAGCUGGAGCCUUCGAUUGGUGAGCAGUUGGCUUCGCUACUUUACCUCGAACCAGAUAGCGAACUUAUGGUAUGAUUCCAUGCGAAUGCCACUGCAGAUUACCCUUGUGAAUAAUAUUCUCAUAAUAUACUAUCAUCACAUGCAUUUGAUCCUUUGUGUUUUUUUUUUUCUGGUGCACGACAGUUGUUGGUGAUUCUUUCUUGUUAUCCCAAGUUUUUUCACUUGAGUUGAAUAAGAACAGAAAUUUAAAUCGAUGAAAUGAAAAUCUUGAGGAGUAAUUUUCCAAGAAUGAUUUAACAUCCGCACUUUCUCUUCAGUGCUGAAUUGAUGGCAUUACCAUUGUAGCACAGAGCUUGAAUUUAUGAUUUUUUUUUAAUUGAAUGCGGAUUUUUUAUUUAGAAUAUUUCUGGGCACAUAACCACAGGAUUGGGCCUGUUAGUGAAUAAUGCUUCAGGUCUGUUUGAACAUAUGGCAUGAUGAACCUGCUAAACCAACUUGCUCCAGAUAUAAUUUCCUCAUCCUCCAUCAUCACUUCCAUUGAUAUUCCUGCUCUUGGGUGCCUUUCUAUCCAGGCCAUGCUAAUCGCUGCAGAGUCCAAGCGUGAGGAGGAGAAGGCGAAGGGAGUCGAGAUGGACGAUUCGGCUGAGAAUCCGGACAUCGUUCCCUUUGAGGACAACGAGGAAGAGGAAGAGGACAGCGACGAAGAGGAAGAAGUUUUGGGCCAGGCUGCUCUUGCGAGGGGACGGGGCCGUGCCCUGAUGUGGCCGCCGCACAUGCCAAUGGUGCGCGGCAGCCGGCCGAUGCUUGGCAUCCGGGGCUUCCCCCCCAUGAUGAUGGGUGCCGACGGGUUCGGGUAUGGCGCCGUCGCUACCGAUGGCUUUGGCAACCCUGAUCUCUUUGGCCCCCGGUUCUUCCAGCCCUUCCCCGGCCCAAGAUUCUCUGGCAACUUCCCCGGCAUGGCGCAACCUGGAUCUGCUGUCUUCCAUGGCGGCGGGAUCGGCAUGAUGAUGGGCGGCAGCAGGCCUCCCUUCAUGGGCGGCAUGGCCAUGACGGGCAUUGGUGCUGCUCGAGGGAAUCGGCCGAUGGGGAUGCCACCACUGAUCCGGCCGCCGCUGCCGCUGGCGGCCAAUCCUAGGAUGCCAAAGAGAGAACAGAGGAGGUCCGGCAGCGAUCAGAGCGACCGAUAUGACGCUGGAUCGGAUCAAGGCAGCAAGGUACAGGACUCUGCCCACCGCCCCGAUGAUCAAUUGUGGCACCAGGGAGGCACCAGGGGGCCGGCGGCAGGGCCGCAGUAUGAGAGCGGCAGUGAGGAUGAAGCUCCGAGGCGAUCAAAGCAUGGUGAUAGCAAGAGGAAGCGACGAGGAGCUGAUGGGGAGGGCUCUGACCAGUGGGAGAUGGCACCCAACGACUGA
Messenger RNA from Spirodela intermedia, 11779 nucleotides. Lineage: Eukaryota; Viridiplantae; Streptophyta; Magnoliopsida; Alismatales; Araceae. The record is from the annotation of a GenBank genome assembly.